Molecule: messenger RNA, 2179 nt
Organism: Aspergillus aculeatus ATCC 16872
Lineage: Eukaryota; Fungi; Ascomycota; Eurotiomycetes; Eurotiales; Aspergillaceae
Product: glycerol kinase
Exons: 4
Coding region: 48-1796 (582 amino acids)
Biological process (GO): triglyceride metabolic process; glycerol-3-phosphate biosynthetic process; glycerol metabolic process
Cellular component (GO): mitochondrion
Molecular function (GO): glycerol kinase activity
Source: RefSeq, a predicted model, not a curated record
CGUCUGCACCACCACAACCACUACCAACUAAAGUUCGCAAGUCCAAGAUGAGGAACCCCUUUGAUAUGUCAGACCUCGACGCACUCGUCGAGGAACAACAAGAACGCCAGCAGAAUUAUGCGGACCUUCAUACUCACCAGUCGCAUGAUGGCGAUCGCUCUCUGUUGCAAGAUGAGCAGCGUCGCAGCGAUAACCUCAAGGACCGCUUUAUCGGUGCCAUCGACCAGGGCACUACGAGUUCCCGCUUUAUCAUUUUCGACUGCACGGGUGUUCCCGUGGCCAAAUACCAGAUGGAAUUCCGUCAGAUCCACGAGCGCUCAGGAUGGCACGAACAAGAUCCUUUCGAACUCGUCGAUUCGGUCUACACCUGUAUCGAAGAAGCAAUGAAGACUUUCCUCGCUCUGGGUCACUCCCGGGACGAGAUCGAGGCGAUCGGCAUCACCAGUCAACGUGAGACGGCACUUUGCUGGGACUGGGAGACCGGCGAGCCACUGCACAACGCGAUUGCCUGGCCGGAUACCCGCACCACUGGCUUGGUGCGAGAACUCAAGGCCAAGAAGGGCGCAGAGGACUUGUCGAAGAUUUGCGGUCUUCCGCUGUCCACCUACCCCUCUUCCGUAACGUUGAUGUGGAUGCUCCGCAACCUGCCCGAAGUGAAGAAGGCCUACGAUGAGGGCCGCCUUGCAUUCGGUACGGUCGACACAUGGCUCUUGUAUAACCUGAACGGUGGUCCGGAAGGUGGCCGCUUGGUGACCGACGUCUCCAAUGCCUCGCGAACCAUGUUCAUGAACCUCGAGACCCUUGACUAUGACGAUCGCCUGUUGAAAUUCUUCGAGCUGGAUCGGAAUAAGAUCCGCCUCCCCAAGAUUAUCCCCUCGUCCGACCCCGAAGGGUUCGGGUGGGUCCGGUCGGGGCCGCUGGACGGCGUUCCCAUCACCAGCUGUCUGGGUGAUCAAUCCUCCGCCCUGGUCGGUCACUGUGCUUUUACUCCAGGCUCGGCCAAGAACACUUAUGGUACUGGAUGUUUCCUUCUCUACAAUGUCGGUGAGAAGCCUGUCAUUUCGAAACACGGCUUGCUGGCCACCGUGGGCUUCCAAUUGGGCAAGAACCGGAAACCAGUUUACGCUUUGGAAGGUAGUGUCGCUGUCGCCGGAAGUGGUAUCUCCUUCCUGAUGAACAACAUGGGUUUCUUCCGUGAUUCACGCAAAGUGAGUGAGGUCGCAGCGAGUGUGCCUGAUAGCGGUGGUUGCGUGUUCGUCACUGCUUUCAGUGGUCUGUUUGCUCCCUACUGGAUUGACGAUGCCAAGGGUACCAUCUUUGGUAUCACCCAACACACUCAACGUGGACACAUUGCCCGCGCGACCAUGGAGGCCGCCUGUUUCCAAACGAAAGCCAUCUUGGAUGCCAUGGAACUGGACAGCGGACACAAAUUGACGGAGCUGGCCGUUGAUGGUGGUAUGAGUAAUUCCGACAUCUGCAUGCAGACCCAAGCCGAUAUCAUCCAAAUCCCCCUCGAACGACCGGCAAUGCACGAAACCACGGCGCUGGGCGCCGCCAUCGCCGCCGGCUUCGCCAUCGACGUCUGGAAGGACUUCAGCGAAUUGAAGGACAUGGACCGUGCCAACCGCACCACCUUCGUGCCCCACGUCACCCCCGCCCACAGCCGGAAGAUGUACCGACAAUGGACCAAGGCGGUCGAGAUGUCCCGCGGUUGGCUGGACACGAACGAGGAAAACGACGAAGACGAAGGCGAAGAAGAAUCCGAGCAAAAAGAACAACAAGCCCUCAAACACUGAAUAUGCCAUCGUUGUUGAGCACACGAUUUUCCCGAUACAGACCAAAGCGUCCCCAUGAUAUGUGAUUAUUCGUUCUGGGUGUGGAUUUGCGUUUCAGCGGUUUUUUGUUUUCAUCUUUGGUUUGAUGUUAUCACCGGGGUUUACGGGCUACACUGGGUUCUGGGUUUAAAGAGGAAAAUGGGAGGGGAGGAGGACACCUUCUCAGAAUAUUUUUUGUUCUCUUGAUGGCGGGAUGUUUCUACUUUGCGCUGGGGAUACCCGAUCUUCCAUACCGGCAUCUUUGACUCUCACACACACACACACAUAUACACACCACAACAUGGCUGGUAUAUCACAAUUUUGUUCUCUUUUUUCGUUUGGAUCUGAUGAUGACCACCAUUCCU